AUGGUUGUGGCUCCGGCUUUUUGGGGUGCUGGUGGUGCAACUGGUGCGUCGCUGACAAUUUCGCUUAUUGGUCCAUCAGCAGGUAGUGGUCCUUCUGCGCUCAGGCUGGCUGGGGCUGGAGGUGAAGAGAUUUCACCUUCAGGGGCACCCGCGGGGCUCUCUCCGGCGACAGGAGAAGCGACCGAGCUAUUGGGGGCUUCAGAGAUGGUUGGGGAAUCGGCUGCGGGAGCCUUAGCUGGAGCCUUAGAGGACUUUGGUGAUGGUGAUGGUGACGCUGAAGGGGUGGCGGCAGGUGCCUCAGCAGCAAAUGCCCCAGCAACGCACUUCUCUUAUCAAUACAGAGAAACACUGCGCAGCUAUAGAAUGAGGGAAGUAUAG
This is a messenger RNA of Dovyalis caffra, 378 nucleotides long. The record is from the annotation of a GenBank genome assembly. Lineage: Eukaryota; Viridiplantae; Streptophyta; Magnoliopsida; Malpighiales; Salicaceae.